Messenger RNA from Trachymyrmex cornetzi, 1004 nucleotides. RefSeq names its product lipid storage droplets surface-binding protein 2-like. The record is from RefSeq and is a predicted model, not a curated record. Gene Ontology annotation, biological process: positive regulation of triglyceride storage; lipid storage. The transcript has 4 exons. Gene Ontology annotation, cellular component: cytosol; lipid droplet. The coding region runs from base 1 to 975 and encodes 324 amino acids. NCBI's taxonomy places the organism in Eukaryota, Metazoa, Arthropoda, Insecta, Hymenoptera, Formicidae.
AUGUCGUACUUCGGUCAGUUCACAGUAUUGGCUUAUUCAAACUACGUUUACUGCGCAGGCGGUUUUCCAUGUUAUAAGUGUUCAACGUGCGUGACUGGAGUCAGCAUUCGUGCCGAGGUAUCAGACGCGUUCGAAAGUCACAUCAGUGGAGAACUACCUGCUGAUCCAUAUUAUAUUUUCGACGUACUCGUGAUAAACUUGUGCGAAAGCAUGGCGACGGAGGUGGCGCAACUUCCCCAUCUAAAGGUCUUUGAUCGCGUAAUGGAAUUACCCAUUGUUGAGUUAGCGGUCGUCAAAUCCGCAGAAACGUACUCCAGAGUGAAGAGUUCGUAUCAAUUGAUGAAUUGGGCUCUGAGCACAGCCGAAUUUUCACUAAGCACCGCGACAAGACAAGCAAUGCCCAUCGCUGUACCCAUCGCGAAAAGACUUGAGACUCCCAUUAAUUUCGUUGAUAAUACUUUAUGCUUUGGUCUUGAUAAAAUUGAAGAAAAAGUGCCGUUGGUGAAGGAGAAACCCUCACAGAUUUUAGAGAAGGCGGUAUCAAGAAUUUCGCAUGUAAACGACUUGAUUCUUGAACAAGCAACGAAUUUGCGAGACAUCAGCUGGAAUACGGCCAACCAAAUACUCGAUACACGCUAUGGCAGUGUGGCCGUGAGAGGUAUAGAUAACACGGCCGUUGUUGUUGAUAAACUCUAUUAUAAAUAUUUUAUUACAGACAUUAACACAGUUGAGAAGGAUAAAUUGCUACAUACUUUACAAACGGUUGGUCACCUAUCCAAUAAAGCUGCUCGACGUGUAUACCUAAACAUAGUAAACCACCUGAGCACCAUCAAGAAGGACGGUUUAUCAUCUUAUGUUAGCAGUUUAGUUGAGUUCCUUCGACUCACAAAGUAUCUUCAUACUGUCAAUGAAAAACCACAGGCUAAUGGCGAGGUAAACCAAGAAUCACACGAUGAAAAAGAAAAGAGCGAGUAAAAAAGCAUUACUUCAAUCUCACGUCUCUC